Messenger RNA from Pyricularia oryzae 70-15, 2819 nucleotides. RefSeq lists its product as uncharacterized. The transcript has 2 exons. The record is from RefSeq and is a predicted model, not a curated record. NCBI's taxonomy places the organism in Eukaryota, Fungi, Ascomycota, Sordariomycetes, Magnaporthales, Pyriculariaceae. Bases 524 to 2617 code for a protein of 697 amino acids.
CCCACCAUCAGGUCGUCCUGUACCAGAGUCGACAAGCAAACUCCCAACGAACGAUCGACCUUUACGAGUUCUUUCCUCGGGUGCCAAUUGUUUUCUUGCUAAUCACACGAGGUCCUCUUUACCGCUUUCGUACAUGACCGAAGCCUCUUAUUUUAAUUUCGUUUGCUCAUUCUUUCUGCUUCAUACUCUUUAGCAUCGACGACCAUUAUUACCGCUACGUAGCAACUCCUGUCCUUUCUCCCAAGACAUUAGCUGCAAAACACCUACAGCAACCACAGCAACCAGGUACCUCCAUCUACCUAUUUAAUUAAAGAGCUGGAAUCUUACGCGCGUAAGCUGUUGAGUUGCCUCGUCUGCUUUGCUUCUCCAACACCCGACGGUGCGCCAAGUCGCCUCUGAUUCGGUUGACAUCCUCGAAUCAGUGCCAGGCUUGGGCUUUUGACAAACCUCAGCUCCAACUCCCCCUGAGUAGCCGGCAAACACAAAUCGCUCUUUAUAAACCGCUGUGUCGGCAGUCGUGACUAUGAGCAAAAUAGGGUCAGUUUCUGGUCUGCGGGCGAUGUUUGAGAGUGGCAACAAGGAGGAUACGCCAGAGCGAGGAAGGUCGCCAGGUUUAUCUGCAGGCACAGAAUCACCUCGCCCACUGUCCAAGAUUCGAACCAAUUUUGUCGCAGUUGUGGAAAAGGACGGCAGGGUGGGACUAAAGCGAGACCCCAGCUCCGACUCUGUACUCUCCAACUCCAAGAAAACAUACGACGACACAGAUAUCCCAUCAGCCACCGCUUCAAGGUCACAGUCAGCACAGGACAACCCUCCAUCUUUCACCGAUCGACUUCAGCAACAGAGCAAGCCAUUUCAAAUGGAUCCCAUUCCACAAUCGCCGCUGCACGACUCACCGAAACCGAGCCAGAAUGCCACAUUCGCCCAGCGAACGCCACCAGCUCCCGGCAGAGUUGCUUCUGGUUCGGAUGAUAACAAGACUACUGGUCCGGCACACGCUGAGGCUUCCACAACGACUUCCAAAGCUACCAAGUCCGAUCAGGGUCAAAAUCUCAAUGGAAAGACGGCUGUCGAAAGGGACAAGUCCAAGGCUGCAACCAAGGCUUCUCCGGCUAAGGAAGGCGCCAAGACAGAUAACGCCAAGACCGACGCCAAAGGGCCGAAAGCACUAUCUGUAACGACAACGAAAAGUAGUAGUCGUCCGGCGAAGUCUCCUGUUGCGACCAAAACCCCAACCAGUCCAGCCAAGGGUCCUAAGCUACCAGCCAAGACUCCGGAGAAGAGGACUCUGGACCCUCAAAAGUCUGCUACGCCGAAGCUCACCCCCAAGGCGGCUACUAAAGCAACGGGGUCUGGCAGUGCUAAGGAUUCCGGCGCAAAGACGAGCUCUGUAACCAAGAAACCGCCUACCGUUCAGAUUUCCCCAUCUGAUAGCUUGGAUCGAGGUGUGGGAUUCGUCAAGCCCAAGCCCAAGUCUCCAACGCGACCUGUAGCGCUCCCCGCAGGUCUCACAACACACACGGCUGCAUCUGCCACCAGGACAGGGACUGGUCGGUCAUCAUCGUCGCGGCAGUCUGGGAGCUACCAAAAUCCCGAAUCAAGAUCUCCGAGUAGGACUAGCACGACGACGGGUGGCACUUUGAGGAGGCAGAGUUCCACCAUCAACCGACCGAGGCCAAGCAUUGGGCCUCCGCCCAAGACGGCGGCCGUUGACCACCCUGUCACAAAGCGGGAGAAGCCGGUGGACGAGGGCUUCCUUGCGCGCAUGAUGCGUCCAACACAAGCCUCCAGUUCCAAGACGCACGAGAAGGUUGCGGCAAGCCCACCUCGUAAGAAUCCGGGUGUUUCCAAUGUCACGAAGCGCCCCGUUGCCAACAAAGACACCGUCGCAGGCGCCGUCAAGAAGACAGUUGCCAAGACUGAUGCCCUGGUGAAGAAGGCCUCGUCCAGACCUAUUGUGGCCAAACAACCCAGCGAGCCCGAAGACAAGUUGGCCCCGCAAAAAGGCGCAGUCUCGAAGACGACAAGCAAGUCGAAGUCGCAGGGAGUUGGUGCCAAGGCUGGAGACAAGCCAGAGGCUGCGAAGGCUCCAGAGCCAGCGCCUCAGGCAGCACCAGCGCCCGAGACAAAGCCAGAGCUCGAGCCAGAGCCCAAGCCAGAGCCAGUACCCCAGGUCAAGACCCUGGAACCCAAGACAGACGAGCCGCGAGUCGUUCCGGUAGAAGCUUCUCGGGUGGAUCCUGUCACAGCCGAAGCAUCCCAGACGAGCCAGUCUGCUGUGGUGCUAGAGAAUGAGUCUCCGAAACCGGAAACUGCCGAGGCGACUCAGUUAGCCGAUCCUGUCGAGAUUUCUCCCCGGGAUGAUGUUCCUGCCUCGACCGCAUCCGCACCUGUUGAUAACGAGGCUUCAGUAGAGCCUCCUCCGGCUGCAUUCGACGGGACUCUGGCAGAGACUAGCUCCGAGAAGGAACCGACAGAGCCUAAGACCCCCGUAGAUGUGCAUGAUGUUCAGGAACCCACCGCUAUCAUCGAGGGCUCGCCUGAGGAGGAAGUCAAGCCGACCCACGAGCUGGGGCUGGAAAGGGGAGAGGAAGCCACCACUGUGGUAGCCAACUGAGAGUUGUUAGCGGGUCGCAAAGCCCGCAAGAUUUAUAUGUUUGCGGGGAUUUUUUCCAUGUUCUACGUUGACUUGUACAGAAUAGGAGAUGCGCACAUGGGAUGCACUUUUACUAUCAGAUGAGAAUUGGUAUAAGCGUACUGCACAUGCAGCCUGACUACCUAUGUAUACCAUGAUUGUGAUUAAAGAUGUCUGAAGUCCC